CAUCUCAUGCAAGAACGCCAUUGAACUCUACACUACUCUCUGAUUUUCCGAGAUUAUAAUGAAUAGCGUAAGUUUAGCUUUCAUCGCCUUCCUUCUCCUUGCCUCGGUUGCCCUAGUUUCGGUGGUUUCUUUGGAGAACUCCAGCAGUCAAGAACGUGAUCAUGAAGAUCAUGGGUUCUCCACCAUCGUCCCGAGGGAGCUCAUGUGCGAUUCCUCCGGACGUGCCUGCACCCACAAGGCCGUUCGGGCCCUUGGAAAGGGCAAGCCGAACCUGCAAACCCUAGCAGACAGCCUGCGUUCAAAACGGGGAAAACCCUCGGCCGGGAUAUCAUCAGCAACCUGUCUGAAGGGGCAGUGAAUGCGGGGAACGCAGCCUCUGAGGUCAGGUUUGCGACACAGCUGCUGGAUGGUCUGAGAUUACUGGCGGGCAUUGCAGGCCUGGUAGGGUACGUGACGGCAUAUGGCAUGGGCGUGUGGGUCGUGUUCAUUUCAAAUUCUGCAUGCGCCAAAGCCAUCCCGCAGUGGCAGCUCCCUGCGGUUGAGAGAGUGGUGUCCGGAGCUUAUUGCAGGGCCAUGAGUUGCUGCAUCAGUGGGGCGGUGGUCGGCCAUUUCCUCGGCCUGGAAAGGAGCGGGAAGCUCAAAGGCUAUGAUCUUUUGGCUUGCCUUGUGACGGUUCUUGUGAAUUUGCUCUAUUUGGAGCCUCGAGCGACUAAGGCAUUGUUAGAGAAGAUGGAGAUGGAGAAGAAAGAUGGGAAACUAGAAGGGUCGUCGCCCUUGGAACCCUCCGGCAGUAGGGCAGGCAAUAGCAAAACAUCCGAGCCACCCGAACCGCCAUCAUCUGUUGAUGAUGGCACCACAGCCGGUUCCGCCAUCUCGACAGAGCGAGACAAAAGGAUAAUUAUCAAGGAGAGAAUGUCUAGAUUGAAUGCUAGAAUCGAAACCCUGAACUCGUGUUCGUGGUUCCUGAAUGUCACAAUCUUGGUCAGUCUUACGUUGCACCUCAUUUAUAUAGGAUAUCAUCUGCAGUUCGAUACGUAUUAAAAAAAAAAAAUCUCAAAGACUUUUGUACAUCAGCUCGUCAAGUCCCCUUAUUUGUUACAUCUCAUCUCAUAUGGGUUUCAUAAUUAUAUAUAUAACUAGAUGUAUAAUGAGUUAUUCGUUCUCUGGUGGCAAAAUAUAUAUCUAC
Punica granatum (pomegranate) is the source of this 1186-nucleotide messenger RNA. The record is from RefSeq and is a predicted model, not a curated record. Lineage: Eukaryota; Viridiplantae; Streptophyta; Magnoliopsida; Myrtales; Lythraceae.